Molecule: messenger RNA, 564 nt
Organism: Drosophila biarmipes
Lineage: Eukaryota; Metazoa; Arthropoda; Insecta; Diptera; Drosophilidae
Exons: 1
Coding region: 1-564 (187 amino acids)
Source: RefSeq, a predicted model, not a curated record
AUGGUUAGUUUUAGAACCGAGAGAACAAAACACUUAACCACAAACCAUCUCUUAAUUCCCCUUAACCAGUUGUCAUCACGAAGACCUUCGAUGGCUGCCCACAUUGUGGCCAUAAUGCUCCUGCUGAUGGCGACGGGAAUCCAGGCGCGACGCCUGGGCCACCGGCGCCUCAUCAUCCACGUGCCGGUCAAGGUGAAGACGCACCACCACACCCACACGGUCUACAAGGUGCUCCAUGGAUCCCAUGGCGGCGGCGGUGGAGGAGGUGUGAAGCAAACUGUGUACAAAGUACUCGGAUUCUCCACACACGGCGGUGGUAUUGGCAAAGGAGGCGGCGGCGGAGGAGGAGGUGGUGGCCAUGGCAGCUAUGACUUGGGCGGCAUGGGCCACGGCGGCGAAAUCACGUACGAGGACAUGCACGGAUGCGAGAGCGGCAAGGUGAUUCCGGCGGCCAGGGACAUGAUUUUCAAUCACUACUCGCGACACGGCGAGAGCGAUGGGACUGGCGAGGAUUACGCCGAGGAGCUGGACGACUUCGUAGACCUAAGGGAUGGCUGGUUGUGA